AAGAAAUCCCGCAUUGCUCACUCUCGCCCUCUGCCUCUCCCUCACCCUCUAGCCUCUUCCUGCUGCGCAUUUGCGACCGACGUGAAGAAGCCAAACCCUAGAGAGUAGCCAGUGCGAGUGCGACAGAUUGCAGUGCCGACGCCUGCAGCAGAGCAAUUAAGAUUGGAGAUGAAGAUGACCCACCGGCCGGUUUUAGCCAUUGGGUAUUACUUGUACCCGUAAGAUUAUUCUGAUUAGAGGAACAGGAGAGGAAGAUUCGAAAUCAUCAACUAAACCCACCUGUCUGUGUAAUUAUUUAUUUUUAGUAGCGGGACAAUAUGAGUGGUGCUGGUGGUGGCUCUUCCAAGAGAUUGCACGAAGAGGCAGGGCAUGCCCAUUUUUCCUCCAGUGCCAAAUACCCUCCACAUGAAGAUUCAGGCAGCGGCUCUGUGACUGCACCUCUUACUGCCUUCCCCAAUCGAGAUUCAUCAGUCAAACCGUCUAGCGAGUACCACAGUAGUGCUGCCCCCUAUGAGUUGGGCACUGAUGCUCCUCGUAUGGCCAAGAUUGCACGUACUGAAUCGCGUGAAACAGAUAAGCGAUUGUCACCGCUUCUUUCAAUGUAUCGGAUGCCUACUUUAUCUUCUGGGGAUUUGCAUUCUGAUCAUGCUGUUGCUUCGGAAACUAGGGUGGAGUUGCGAGAUUCUACAAGGGACGGCAACAGAGAUCUCAGGAUGGUUGAGAACAGCCGGGAUGUCAAGGUAGAGUCGAGGGAGUUACAUAUUGAGAUGAAGCGGGAUCCUCUGAGUACUAAUAAAGGUGAAAAGGAUAUUAAUAGAUUUGAAAGUAGUAGAGCUGGGGAUGAUAGUAAUAAAGAAAUAAAAUAUGAUCGGGAGGCUCAUGCUGCUGAGCCGAAAGGUGAUAUGAAUGUGGCUAGUAGUCACUUGAAUUGGAAAGAAUCAAAAGAAUACCACAGGGGAAAAAGAUAUCCUGAUAGCAACCUGGUUGGUAGCAGUGGAAGUAUGGAAUCUUGGCAUAUUGUCCGGUCUGCAAUGCAUGGGCCUGUGGAAAUUGGAAAAGAAGUUGCAACUAUGGAGGAAAGGGAAUAUGCAGAAACCCAUGAGGCUGUUGGGGAGAACAAAUUUGAAUUAAAAGGCGAGGAUAGGUUCAAGGACAAGGACAGAAAAAGGAAAGAUGCCAAGCACCGUGAUUGGGGAGAAAGAGACAAGGAAAGGAUUGAUCGACGUAGCAACUUUCAACUGAGUAAUAGUGGUAGUGAGUGCAGAGACUCAGCAAGGGAAGAGAGAGAGGCAGAAAGGUGGGAGAGGGAGAGGAAAGAUCUUCCAAAAGAGAAGGAGAGACCAAGAGAGAGGGAAAAAGAUCAUAUUCAUGUUAAGAGAGAAGCAUGGAAUGGACUAGAUGGUGAGGGCUUGCAGCACCAUGACAAGGAGGUAAUUGAUGGAUCUGUCAGAAAGUCAGAGCAGCAGGAGAAUGCAGGAUUAGAGCAAAAGAAACAGAAGGAAUUUGAUAGCUGGAAGAAUGCGGAAAGGGAUGCUAGGGAUAGGAGAAAAGAAAGAGAUGCUGAUGUUGAAGGACAUAGGCCUGAACGGCGCAGCAGGAUCUAUGACAAAGAGUCCGAUGAUGGAUGCACAGAUGUUGAUGGGGGCACUGAAAGGGAGAGAGAAGCAUUUAAUUAUGGAGUUCAGCAACGUAAGAGGAUGCUUCGGCCCAGGGGCAGCCCUCAAGUGGGAAAUCGCGAGCCUCGUUAUAGAUCUCGUACCCAAGAUGCUGAAGGAUCUCAAGGAAAACCUGAAAUAUCCAUUGUUGUUUAUAAAGUCGGUGAAUGCAUGCAAGAACUAAUAAAGUUGUGGAGGGAAUACGAAUCAUCACAAGCUGAAAACAAUGGCGAAAGUUCCCACAGUGGUCCUACUCUAGAAAUCCGGAUACCAGCUGAGCAUGUUACUGCAACAAAUCGCCAAGUUAGAGGUGGCCAGCUAUGGGGGACAGAUAUAUACACUGAUGAUUCAGAUCUUGUUGCUGUUCUCAUGCAUACAGGUUACUGCCGCCCAACAGCUUCUCCUCCGCCACCUGCUAUCCAUGAAUUGCGUGCGACUGUACGAGUACUACCUCCCCAAGAUUGCUAUGUUUCUACACUGAGGAACAAUGUUCGUUCGCGCGCUUGGGGGGCAGCCAUUGGUUGUAGUUAUCGUGUUGAACGGUGUUGCAUUGUUAAGAAAGGGGGUGGGACCAUUGAUCUCGAACCUUGCCUAACACAUACCUCAACAGUGGAGCCUACUCUUGCACCAGUAUCUGUUGAGCGGACAAUGACUACAAGGGCUGCUGCUUCGAAUGCAUUACGGCAACAAAGAUUUGUGCGUGAAGUUACAAUACAAUACAACUUAUGCAAUGAGCCUUGGAUCAAGUACAGUAUAAGCAUUGUUGCUGACAAGGGUUUAAAGAAGCCUCUUUAUACAUCUGCUCGUUUGAAGAAGGGAGAAGUUCUAUACUUAGAAACACAUUCACGCAGGUAUGAACUCUGUUAUACUGGAGAGAAGGUGGUCAAGGCUGCAAAUGCAUCUCAGGUGCAUGAUGUGGAGACAGAUAAGUCUCACAAUCACAACUUGCACUCCUCAAAUGGUGAAAGAAAUCUUAUGGAUGGUGAUAACAUUGUGAUUGAUGUAUUUCGAUGGUCUCGUUGUAAGAAGCCCCUUCCGCAAAAAGUAAUGCGCUCCAUUGGGAUACCACUUUCCCUAGAACAUUUGGAGGUAUUGGAUGAGAAUCUCGAUUGGGAGGAUGUGCAGUGGUCACAGACUGGUGUUUGGAUAGCAGGAAAAGAAUAUGGGCUUGCUCGGGUGCAUUUCUUGUCUCCACAUUAGUGAAUGCCUUUGUAGCUAUAUUCCCAUGGUAUGUAAUAACUAGUCGAUAUAUGUAAUAGAUUCUAACUCAUCUUGUUUUAUGGUUUAAAAUUCCUUGUUAAGAGUUUUCGGAAUCAAUUGAACCUGCUACUUAUUUUA
Malania oleifera is the source of this 2993-nucleotide messenger RNA. RefSeq lists its product as uncharacterized. Bases 318 to 2855 code for a protein of 845 amino acids. The record is from RefSeq and is a predicted model, not a curated record. The transcript has 12 exons. NCBI's taxonomy places the organism in Eukaryota, Viridiplantae, Streptophyta, Magnoliopsida, Santalales, Ximeniaceae.